AUGGAUAAAGUGCUUUUAGACUAUAUGAGUCGGGUUAAAUCCACCUUUCAGCAACUGAGUUCCCAACAACGACAUUCGUUUCUAAUUGAGCUUCUUCAUUGUUGCGAUAAUCAACUCCUUCAAAUCGUUUAUGCUUGGAUCAUUCCAAAAUUAAAGAUUGAUUUCUUUAAAGAAUUACCUAAAGAGAUAGCAUUGCAUAUUAUUUCGUUCUUGGACGAACCUCAAACCUUGAUAGAUGCCUCGCUUGUCUCGAGACAUUGGAACAGUCUUUUAAAGGAUGAUACUAUCUGGAAGUCACUUUGUAUAAAGUACCACUAUCAUCAUUUAUCUUCUUCUUCUUCCUCCUCCAACAACAACAACAGCAACGGUCAUCAACAACCUCCCUUCCUCAUGACGACUGAUCAUUAUCAAUUCUUUCGGCGACACUAUCAUAUCGAGACGGCUUGGAAUCAGGGCAGAGGUCGAAUGAUACCUUGUUGUGAGGUAACUCAUUUGAUGGGCUUAGUGACUUCAAUGCAGAUGAAUGAAGACUACAUCGUUAUAGGUUGUGAUAAUAACCGAAUUGAUGUAUUUGAUACUCGAACAGGCCAUCAUUUACGUUCUCUUUCGGAUCAUGAAGGCGGUAUUUGGGCGCUUCAAUUUAUAAAGACAUCUGUUGGAUAUGUAUUAGUAACGGGUGGAUGUGAUAGAGUUACAAGAGUGUGGGAUUUAGAUACAGGUGAAUUGAAAUAUAGAUUAAGAGGUCAUAUAUCAACAAUACGAUGUUUAAAGAUAUGUGAUGAAAAGGUAGCCAUCACGGGAUCACGAGAUACGACACUUCAUAUUUGGGAUAUAGAUCAAGGCCAACUACGGCAUGUCUGUACAGGACAUCAAGGGAGUGUACGAUGCAUAGAUGUUUAUGGUAACUAUCUUGUAUCUGGUUCUUACGAUACAACAGCCAGACUGUGGGACAUUGAAAGGGGAGAAUGUGUAUAUGAGUUUGUGGGCCAUCAUUCACAAAUUUAUUCUAUUGCCUUUGAUGGAUCCAAGGUCGUUACGGGAUCUCUCGAUUCUAAUAUUCGAGUAUGGUCUGCAAAAUCCGGAGAAUGUCUUGCUACAUUAUAUGGACAUACAUCCUUAGUAGGUCAAUUACAACUCUUGGAUCAUACAUUAGUGAGUGGAGGAUCAGAUGGAUGUCUUCGAGUAUGGGACAUGAAUACGUAUGAAUGUAAACAUCGAAUUUCAGCUCAUGAUAACUCUGUAACCUGUCUACAAUUUGAUAAGAAACGUAUCCUGAGUGGAGGAUCAGAUGGAGAGGUUAAAUUAUGGGAUAUGAAGACAGGGACUUUACUUCGAACAUUCAUAGAGCCAGCAAAAUCAAUUUGGAAAUUACAAAUGAUAGAAACAAAGGCUGUCAUCGUUAUGGAAAGAAAAAUACAGCAUCAUACCCAACAACCUUAUCAAAUUGCAAUAGAGCUUUAUGAUUUUGAUUUAUUAGAUGAUACAAUGAAACAUAACUAG
Cokeromyces recurvatus is the source of this 1500-nucleotide messenger RNA. RefSeq names its product WD40-repeat-containing domain protein. The transcript has 2 exons. Gene Ontology annotation, molecular function: protein binding. The record is from RefSeq and is a predicted model, not a curated record. The coding region runs from base 1 to 1500 and encodes 499 amino acids. Lineage: Eukaryota; Fungi; Mucoromycota; Mucoromycetes; Mucorales; Mucoraceae.